AUGGUUAACCUAAGGCCGCCACGCACUUUCUGGAAUGUAGAAUCCAAGCUCUUAGAGCCCCUCAGAUUCUUCCAUCUUUCAGCGAUCCAGCAAAAUUCUUGUCAGGCACCUGGGAAGGAGGACUCAGCGCGAAAAAGUAGUUUGCCCUGUCUAAGUUCUAAACUACAACCUGUUCCGGGCAUCCCACCUACGGAGGCCAACAAUGAUAACAGCUUGGCUAGAUUCGGAGCCGCCUGCCAAAAAUAUAUGCAAAGCAAGACGUAG
Blumeria graminis f. sp. triticale is the source of this 264-nucleotide messenger RNA. The record is from the annotation of a GenBank genome assembly. NCBI's taxonomy places the organism in Eukaryota, Fungi, Ascomycota, Leotiomycetes, Helotiales, Erysiphaceae.